AUGCUCCAGCUGCGGCUGGAUUGCCCGCCGGACGGCGACGGGGCCACCGCUCCUCAGGACGCCCCGGCGCGGCCCGCCGCCGCGGACGACGACCACGCAAAAGUAAAACAAUCGGCGGCUGAAUGGACGGAGGCCCUGGUGGGCGAGAUGGCGAGCGCCGCCUCCAUGGACGACGCCCGGCGCCGCGCCGCAAAGAUCCUCGAGGCCUUCGGGGGCGCCGUCUGCACUCCCGCCGGCCAUGUCCUCGCCGAUAAGGACCGGGAGCUGGCGAACAUCCGGCGGCAGAACAGCAUCCUGAAGAAGGCGGUGCUGCUCCAGCACCGGCGGCACGUGGAGGACGAGGAGAAGGGCAGGGAGCUCCAGGGCCAGGUCGCCCAGCACCGGGAGCAGGUCCGGCAGCUCGAGGCGGACAAGUAUGUGCUGUCCAUGCACCUCAGGAAUGCGGGCGGCGGGGCCUCCAUGCCGGGGAACUUCAACCCGGAGGUUUUCUGA
Messenger RNA from Triticum turgidum subsp. durum (durum wheat), 492 nucleotides. Lineage: Eukaryota; Viridiplantae; Streptophyta; Magnoliopsida; Poales; Poaceae. The record is from the annotation of a GenBank genome assembly.